Ascochyta rabiei is the source of this 645-nucleotide messenger RNA. RefSeq lists its product as uncharacterized. Bases 1 to 645 code for a protein of 214 amino acids. The record is from RefSeq and is a predicted model, not a curated record. The transcript has 4 exons. NCBI's taxonomy places the organism in Eukaryota, Fungi, Ascomycota, Dothideomycetes, Pleosporales, Didymellaceae.
AUGCCAUCACAUGCGUAUGGACGGAGUGGAAAUGGUCAUAAUGGCUCAAAUGAGAAAUCAAGUCGUGAUCCUGUUCCUGAACCACCACCAGCGCCUCCGAUUAUUAUUUUGUCCGAAAAUAGCAGCGGGAGUGGACCUCAGCCUCAAGAACGGGACCCGGUAUCGUGUCCGCCACACCCAAAUACGUCAUCAGCACGGACCCCUUCUUCGAUACCAGAAAACGGUUCUACAUUCACAUCGUCAAAGCCAAAGCCAAAACCUGAGCCUGAACCACAUCCAGCACCACCUGUAAUUAUCCUCUCGCGCACCGAACGCUCGACCCCCACCUAUCCAUCAGCUCCUUCUCCUCCUUCACCACCUUCACAAAUCCUCAACAGCCCUGUGGACGGUACCCGCGAGAUCACAGCCCCCGGCUCUACGACCAAAAGCCAUACAAUGGGCUCCAAAGCUAGCAAACUCGCGCCCCAAAACGGCAAAUUGCAGUCAUCGCAGGACAAGAAGGACAAGGACGAGAUGAAGGAGCCGACAAAUUACUACACACACAGGAGUAAGAGCAUGAGAAGAAAGGCUGGCAAGGAAGCCAACAGUGAUGGAGCAGGUGGUUCGGCCGGAAGCUCUGGCGGUGGUGCUGGAGGGAUGGCAUAA